UCCAGAGCAUUGUUAGGUAGCUUGCAUGUUCUUAUAACACAACUUGAAAUGACAUUAUUGUCACAGUGAUGAUGACAGUUUGUAUAAUUCCCAUGUUUGGGAGCUAAAUUAACAAAGCUUAUAUUUUUAUCAUUGUUUUCAUUGACAAGUUUAGUCUGAUGCAAAUGGGUUUUAGAGGAGAAGUCGUUUGGGGUUUGAAUUCCAUUAUGUUCUUGAUGUUGUUCUUGUUCUUGAGCUUGCUUAGUUUAAGGUGUUAUUGUGCUGAAGUUCAUGAAAUCACUAACUCCAAACCAUUAGCAGUAGGAGAAACUCUAGUCUCCCCUGGCCGGGUUUCCGAAUUGGGUUUCUUUAGUUUUAGUGAUUCAAGUAAGUAGUAUGUGGGGUUAUGGCACAAGAAUAUAUAUCCCCGAAAAGUUGUGUGGGUGGCCAAUAGAGAAAGGCCUCUUGCAGUUUCAGAUGGCUUGGCUAGUUUGAGAAUUAGUAGAAUUGGGAAUUUGGAGCUUUUAGAUGGGAAGCAGAAUUCUGUGUGGUCAGCCAAUGUUACUGGUCAGGUGCCAUCAUCUAAUACUAGUUCAGUUGUUGCACAUCUGUUAGAUAGUGGAAAUUUUGUUGUGAAAAAUGAUGUAGAAGCCGAUGGAUUAGUAUGGCAGAGCUUUGAUCAUCCUGGUGACACUAUGUUACCGACUCAGCUGCUGGGAUUCGAUAGCAAAUCUGGAAAGAGGAAUGUCAUGACUUCCUGGAAAAGUGAAAAUGAUCCAUCAGUUGGCAGAUUCUUGGUUUGAUUGUCAGCACAGAGGCCAUCACAAGUUUUUGUUUGGGUUAAUAAUGGAUCGAAUUCAGCACCCUAUUGGAGAAGUGGUCCAUGGGAUAAAUCAAGGUUUAUUGGGAUACCUGAAAUGAAUCCUCAAUAUCGAAGUGGGUUUACUCUAGAUGAUAAUGAGGAGCAAGGAACAAAGUACUUAACUUGGGCUACACUAUUUUCCUCAACUUUGGCUUAUGAAGAAAUCUCUUCAGAAGGUACAACUAAGUUUAUGGUUUCAGUUAAAGGCAAUAACUGGAUUCUUGGUUUGGAGGCACCAAAACAUCCAUGUGACAUUUAUGGUGCUUGUGGACCUUUUGGAUUUUGCAAAGCUUCUGAAUCUCCAAUCUGCAAGUGUUUGAAAGGGUUUGUUCCCAAGUCCCACCAGGAAUGGAGCAAAGGAAACUGGACAGGAGGGUGUGAGAGGAAAACCAAAUUGUUUUGUCAGAGACAAACAAAUCAGUCAGUCUCAUCGAGAGGAAAAGAAGAUGAUGGGUUUUUGAAGAUGGUAAGGCUAAAAGUACCAGAUUUGCAUGAAUUCUAUACUUCUUUCGGUCCAGACACAUCUGAAAACUGCAAGAUCCGAUGCCUAAAUAACUGUUCUUGUCUGGCUUAUGCAUUUGUUAAUAGUAUAGGUUGUUUGGUCUGGUCCAAAAAUCUUAUUGAUAUACUAGAGUUUUCUUCUGGUGGAGUAGAUGUUUUUAUUCGCAUAGCACGAGCAGAACUGGGUGAAGGCAGGCCAAUAAGAUUAAUUGUCAGUCUCACAACUAUUUGUUUGAUCAGUAUCUUGGGUGCCAUAGUGUUUGGUUUGUACAGGUUGCGAGCUAACCAAAGAGGAAAAAUCACUGUAGAAAAAGUGGAGUAUGAAAUGGCUGAUAAGAUUCAGACUUCACGAGACACUUUAAGAGAAUAUAUUGGAAAAGAUGAUCCAUCUCAGCUAUUGAUCUAUGAUUUUGAUAGCAUAUUAGUUGCUACAAACAAUUUCAGUCUUGCAAACAAACUCGGGCAAGGAGGUUUUGGCCCAGUUUAUAAGGGUAAGCUACCAGAAGGGAAGGAAAUAGCAGUAAAAAGACUAUCUAGUAGCUCAGGCCAAGGCAAAGAAGAAUUCAAGAAUGAGACUUUGUUGAUCUCCAAUCUUCAACAUAAAAAUCUUGUUAGAAUCAUGGGUUGCUGUGUUAAAGGGGACGAGAAGUUACUGAUUUAUGAGUUCAUGCCCAACAAAAGCUUGGAUACUUUCCUAUUCGCUUACAUCAGUCACAGCAUCGUUGUGCUGAAGUUUAUAACAUAACUACUUCCCAACCAUUACCGCAGGGACAAACUCUAGUCUCCCCCGGCCACAUUUUUGAGUUAGGCUUCUUCAGUCCUAAUAACUCUGCUAACAAGUAUGUGGGGAUAUGGGAUAUAUCUCUGGGGAAAGUUGUAUGGGUGGUCAAUAGAGAAAACCCUCUUGCAGGUGCAGACACCUUGGCUAGAUUGACAAUUAGUAUCAAUGGGAAUCUGGAGCUUGUAGAUGGGAAGCAGAAUGCUGUGUGGUCAACCAAAGUGACUAUUCCAGUGUCAUCAUUCAACACUAGUUCAGCAGCAGUACUAUUGGACAACGGAAACUUCGUUGUCCGAGAUCAUAUGGGAGCUGAUCAUUUCAUAUGGCGGAGCUUUGAUUAUCCUGGUGACACAAUGCUGCCUAACAUGGUGCUGGGAUACAAUAGAAAAUCUGGAAAGAGCAAUAUCUUGACAGCCUGGAAAAAUGAGAAUGAUCCAUCCACUGCGAUAUUCUCGGUUGCAGGUGGAUUGGCAAAGGAGAUGCCAGGACAAGUAAUCAUAUGGAUGAAUCGAUCAACUCCCUACUGGAAAAGUGGGCCAUGGGAUAAAUUAAAGUUCAUCGGCAUACAUGAUAUGGAUAACCAAUAUCUAAAUGGAUUUGAGCUAGAUGAGCAUGUGGAACAUGGAACUAUUUCUUUCACUUAUAGAGUAUUUGAUGGAAACUCUCGCAUAUAUGGACAUCUCCCCAGAAGGAAAGCUCAAGCUCAUGCAUUCAGAUAAUGGUGGGAACUGGCAUGUCUACUGGCAGGCACAACAGAAUCCAUGUGACAUCUAUGGAGCAUGUGGACCUUUUGGGGUUUGCAAUAAUGCUUCUGCAUCUUCAAUCUGCAGGUGUUUGAAAGGGUUUGUACCCAAGUCAGACAAUGAAUGGAGCAAAAGAAACUGGACAGGAGGGUGUGUAAGAGAAACAAAUUUACUUUGCGAGAGUCACACAAGUCAGUCAGUUUCACUAAAAGAAGAAAAAGAUAAGUUUGAGAAGAUGGUAAUGGUGAAAGUACCAGAUAUUCAUGAAUAUAGGCCAUUACAGGCAGAAGGCAAAUCGGAGCACUGCAAGUUAAAAUGUCUACAUAAUUGUUCUUGCCUGGCUUAUGCUUUUGUCAACGAAAUAGGUUGUUUGGUAUGGUCCAAAGACCUUGUUGAUAUACAGGAGUUUCCCUCUGGCGGAGUAGAUCUUUUUAUCCGCCUAGCCCACUCAGGUGAUAUUAGAAACGCAAUUAAAGUUUACUGCCAGCCUUGCAGCUAUUUGUGUUAUAAGUAUCUUGGCUGUCAUACUGUUCGGUUUGCAUAGGCUGCGAGCUAACCAAAUUGGAGGCAUCAAAGCAACAACAAGGCUCCUUGGAUUGACUGGUAAAGUCCAGAGAUCAGGAAACUCUCUUCAAGAGUACAUGAGAAAGCAUGAUCUAUCAGAGCUAUUAAUCUUUAACUUUGACAGCAUAUCGAUUGCUACAAACAAUUUCAUCAUCACAAACAAACUCGGGGAAGGAGGCUUUGGCCUGGUUUAUAGGGGUAAACUAGGAGAAGGGAAGGAAAUUGCAGUAAAACGACAUAAAAGCUUGAGAAUCAUAAAAAUCUUGUUAGAAUCAUGGGUUUCUGUGUUAAGGAGAAUGAGAAAUUACUUAUUUAUGAGUUCAUGCCAAACAAAAGCUUGGACACUCUUCUAUUCGAUCAAAUGAGAAGAGCAGUGCUGGAUUGGGCUAGCCGCUUCAAUAUUAUUCAGAGUGUGGCUAGAGGGCUUCUUUAUCUCCAUCAUGAUUCCUGUUUGAAGGUAAUACAUAGAGAUUUGAAGGUCAGCAACAUUCUCUUGGAUGAGAAAAUGAACCCAAAAAUUUCAGAUUUUGGAUUGGUACGUAUUGUUCAUGGGAGGGAUCUAGAAAAUACACAGAAGGUUGUGGGAACACUGAGCAAGAAGCAAUUUUGUGACUAUUGUGAGUUUAAUUACUAACGAGUUCACUUUGUAGAGGCUAUAUGUCUCCGGAGUAUGCCAUGGGAGGAAUAUUUUCAGAAAAAUCAGGAGUCUACAGCUUUGGGGUCUUGGUAUUGGAAAUCAUUAGCAGCAAGAAGAAUAGCAACUUCUAUUACCAUGAACAACAGCUCGGCUUGCUAGCCUAUGCAUGGCCCUUGUGGACUGAAGGCAAGGGACUGGACUUUGUAGAUGAAGAACUUCUCCACAACCUAAGCAGCCUACAUUUGCUUGGAAAAGUUCUGUCCCACAGCUUCAAAAUAGUUGCUCCACAAGUGACACUACCAUAACAGUGAUUUUCGGACGAUAACCGAUAGCAAAUUUGCUUUACAGAUUCAUAAUGUUAGAGAAUAGUUGCAAUUUUAAUCAUUCCAUGAAUUCUUUAAUUCAAUUCGGAUAUUUGGCUGGAAAAGAGAGGGUUGCACUUAGAGCUGUAAUUUUGCUAUAUGACAUGUUACUCAUAAGCAAUGUCUCAUUGUUUUGACUCUUCACAAUAGGAAAUACAAUUAUGUGAUUAUCUUUCA
Messenger RNA from Rosa rugosa (rugosa rose), 4603 nucleotides. Its product is annotated as G-type lectin S-receptor-like serine/threonine-protein kinase At1g61500. The transcript is spliced from 11 exons. Gene Ontology annotation, biological process: recognition of pollen; protein phosphorylation. Gene Ontology annotation, molecular function: protein kinase activity; ATP binding. The record is from RefSeq and is a predicted model, not a curated record. Lineage: Eukaryota; Viridiplantae; Streptophyta; Magnoliopsida; Rosales; Rosaceae. Bases 897 to 2087 code for a protein of 396 amino acids.